AUUCGAGUUUUUUGCAUAUUUUGAAAAAAAAUCCUCGCAUUGUUAAAAUGUUUUGUUCUCGGAAGAGAACCUAACUAUCGAUGGCAGGCAGUGAUGGAGUUCAGUGAAUUUAAAACUAAUGAGAUAUUGGACCCGGUAGAUGUUGAAUAUUAUGCAAAUAAAUCGCGGACACCAAGUCCCACGCCGAUACUCACGACAAAUGUGCCCUGUGAUUUGGAAGACAUUUUGAGCGACGCAAUAGCAGAGAAUCUUCAAGGAUCUCUCCGCAUAAGUCGAAGCCAGCUUAUCAAUCAGGAGCUAACAAUACGUCCAGAAGCAAAUAUAGAGGCAGACGUACCUGACGGUCUCGACCUCUAUAAGGUGAUCUUCGAGGUAGAGAGUGACCCAGAGACAAAAGAGAAAAUGAGCGAUGCAGACGGGGCUACCGCUAUCCAGGAAAAUAAUGCGCAUAAACAGGAUUCCUGCCAUCUCGUUGGCGGGUCCAAGUUCUACAAGAUGGAUGGACCCUCCGCCAAUGGUUCCACACCUUCUCCGACAGAAAAACACGACCAUAUGAAGCCUAUUGAAAGCGACGACGAAGUGUCAGACGUGGACCAAGAAUGCACUGUGUUCAGCGGCGUGAGUUACCUGGGGGCACAGAACAUCGCCGACCCCAAGUCGGAGAGCGACAUCCAACGCAUCAUGAAGGAACUUAGCUCUAUGCCGGAAAAUAGAGAUGGCAUUGCUGUAUCUAUAUCAAUACCCGUAUGCUCUCAGGGAUUGGUUGUCCUGUAUCAAGCAGACACAAACAGCGUAAUGACUCGCUAUGCAGUCAACCGUAUAUCGUUCUACGCGCGCGGCACAGCUGGCUCACCCGUCGCCUCCUGCUUCGCAUUCACCUGGUCCCAUGGGGAAACCAAGGAAUCGGCUGUUUACCGCUGCCAUGUAUUCAGAUGCCACAUUGGGGAGGCUGUCAACCAAGUAUCAAGCUGCUUCGCAAAAGCAUUCGAGCGUAUACCACGGUCAAUGGCUUCAUCCUUAGCGGGUGACCUGAGCGCAGCGCCCUCUAUGACGGGUUCUCUAACAGAGUGCUUGGGCCCUGUGGUACCACCCAUGCAACUCAUGCAUGUGCUGGAGUGUACGGUUGACAUCAAAGAGAGCGAUGCUAAGGGUACAUUCAGCCACGUGCCGAAAGAACGGCUUGGGUUCAAGCUGCGCGGCGGCAUCGACAAACAAGUAACGAUCACCGUGACACAAGUUACCAAUAGCUCCAAGACCGAAUCGGAGGAUCCACAGGCUUCAUACAAUGGAGGGCUAUACAUCGAACGUUGCUUCGGGAUUCUGCUCGCACCGGGGCGCAGCGUCAAACAUUCCGACAUGAGGCUUCUUGAAAUGGUAAGCGGAUCUUCUGGGGGGUCCGGCUGCUCAGUGUGUGCCCUAUGGAAUGCAGGAGAGUCUGCGCUUGCGGCCUUCAACGUGGCCAGCGGCGACGGCGCGCCGGGAUACAUGUCGCUCGCACUCGACCUCGUUAUUAGAGGCAUUACUGACCCGCUACGUUUAGUGGUCGAAACUCCCGUGAAAAUUUAUCCGCCAUCUGAGAGAUUUUGGUAUUACUCCAAGAGGCCACUUGUACAGCAGUUCUACAUCAACCUUAAAGAGAGCGUGGACCAAACGGGCGUGCUGAAGUACGAUGUCGUAAAUGUGGAGACGUCCGGCGAACUGGACAGGUCCCGCCUAAACCUACCGCUGUCGCUGUCCAGUCUGCUGCCGUCACCGCUGUCCAGUGCGCCUGCGCCACCUUCGCCUUCAGAGCCAGAUUCUGAUGGCGACGAACCAUUACUCAGCGGUACAGGCGAGGUGUCCAAAGAUUGCGGCGAAGACGUCCUAGUCAACUGGGCACAGGUUCUUAGAAGCUGGACAGGACCACGACCACGCGCGUUGAAUCAUCUCGUGCGGGUUGGCGUACCUGAAGCUCUCCGAGGCGAGGUGUGGCUGCGACUGGCCGGCAUUGACCAGAACGACAAGCUUAUGGAGACGUACCGUACAUUGAUUAGUAAAGAUUGUCCAUUCGAAGCCGUAAUCCAACGCGACAUCGCCCGAACGUUCCCCGCGCACGACUUCUUCCGCGAGGCGGGUGGUCUGGGGCAGGAUUCGCUGCUGCGCAUGGCGCGCGCCUAUGCCGUGCAUGACACCGAGGUCGGCUACUGCCAGGGACUCAGCUUCUUGGCAGCCACACUGCUGCUGCAUAUGCCCGAAGAGCAAGCGUUUUGCCUACUGGUUCGACUUAUGUAUGGCUACGGACUACGAGACCUGUACAAAGACGGUUUUGAGGCACUGUACAUGCGAUUGCAUCAACUCGAUAGACUUAUGGAGGAGCAACUGUCAGAACUUCGAGCACACUUCCAAAUGCUGGGCGUCGAACCACACAUGUUCGCGUCGCAAUGGUUCCUCACCGUGUUCACUGCUCGGUUCCCGCUACCACUAGUAUACCACAUCCUAGAUGUAUUUCUACUACAAGGCAUGGACACGCUGUUCCAAGUGGCAAUCGCUCUGCUCUCUCGAUCCAAGAAGGAUCUACUCACACAUGACUUCGAAGGUGUCCACAAAUAUUUCAGAGUAACAUUACCGAAGAAAUGCCGCGCGGAAGAGGCGUCCCGCCAAAUUAUUAAACUGGCUUGCAGCAUCAAAGUGAAACGGUUGCAUAAAUACCAACUGGAAUAUGAGAAGUUCAUCAAAGAGGCGGCAGAGAAGGAGAAAAUAAACGUGGAAAUGGAAAGGUUAAGACAGAACAACAUACAGUUGCAGCAGGAUAAACAGUUACUAGAGUCUCAAAUCUCAGAGACGCGAUCGGCUUUGGCAGAGGCGGAGAAGAAGGCGGUGCAUAACGAGGCGGUGACAAACGACUACCGCGAGAUAUGCGCGCGUUUGGACAAACAGCUGCAUCAAAUACAAGAUGCGAUCAAGGACUGCGUUAGCUGCAGCGCCAAGCUGGAGCAGAAGGAUAAUAAAGAAGAAGACACAGAAAACAAAGAAGUAAAGGCGGAAGGCGCGAGUGACACCGAGGCGAGACUGCGCCAGCGCGUGCGCGAGCUCGAGCUGGAGCUCGCCCAGGUCAAGUUCGCGCAUGUGCAGGCCGAGUGCAGCAAUCAGGAAUUAAGCCAUCAACUAAAUUCCGCGCUAAACGAGAUGCAGUCGACGAUGAAUCAGAAACAAACCGAUACUCCAUGGCUCGUUAGGACACUCGGUUCAUUGAUGGAAGCGGCACAAAACCGGCCAUCGUUCCAAACAUACCUACCGACCUUAAAUUCAGAGCCACAGUCUCCUCUAAACAAGCCGAGCACUAUCUCCUCGCAGCAAAACUUCGACCGCCGAGUCUCCGAUCCCUACAGCCCUGACGUCGUACGGAGGAAGAAGGAUCUCAACUCGAAAAGGCACUCCUUGCUCGCCGAUUCAAAUCUCAACAAACAGACGAAGGACAUAAAUCGACGGAGCCAUGACGUCACUAAUGUAACCAUUGUGAAAAACCUGUCAAUGGGUUGACUACUCCAUUCCGCAAAAUCUGUUUAGCUUCGCGCAAAUGACGCCCUUUGUAUGAAACGAUCGCAGCGCCUCUACCCGACAAAAAAAAUACAAAAGAACCAGAAGGUCAUGGUUGCUGUUUAAACUUUGUUUUUUUUUAGCAUUAGACAAGACAGAAGUUUUGGGUCUUUUAUCAGACGCCCAUUUCAUUCUCAAACACACCUUUACAAUACCUUUAUGUAAUUAUUACAUUUUUUUACUCGUGAUAUUCAUUAAAGAUUAAAUAGAAUAUUCGUAACUUUAUAUACUUAAUCUAUUUCAAAGACUUGUUCUAUAUAAAACUUAAAGAAACAGAGGUCCCAAACCCAAAACGGAUCUUUUUAUAAAAUAAUAAUAUAUCACGUCAUUUGUCAACAAUUUCCAUGAUAUUUUCUUUUAUAGUAAUUAUUGUCUAAAGAAAAAGGUUUACAAUCACAGCAUUUUUGUUUACAUUUUUUU
Molecule: messenger RNA, 3996 nt
Organism: Hyposmocoma kahamanoa
Lineage: Eukaryota; Metazoa; Arthropoda; Insecta; Lepidoptera; Cosmopterigidae
Gene: GAPcenA
Product: rab GTPase-activating protein 1-like
Exons: 25
Coding region: 94-3519 (1141 amino acids)
Source: RefSeq, a predicted model, not a curated record